This is a messenger RNA of Aureobasidium melanogenum CBS 110374, 1560 nucleotides long. RefSeq names its product major facilitator superfamily transporter. Gene Ontology annotation, biological process: transmembrane transport. The record is from RefSeq and is a predicted model, not a curated record. Lineage: Eukaryota; Fungi; Ascomycota; Dothideomycetes; Dothideales; Saccotheciaceae. The transcript has 3 exons. Gene Ontology annotation, molecular function: transmembrane transporter activity. Bases 1 to 1560 code for a protein of 519 amino acids.
AUGUCUCCGACUGCGACUUGUCCAGAGAAGUCCAUUGCCUCUGCUGCACUCACGACCGACCCGGAGAAGGCAGCUUCAGAUCUCGUGCAUGGGACCCCCGAGCCCUCUAGCUCGACAAGAGCCAUUCACGGUAUCAAGGCAAUCGUGUCUGUACUGUUCUCCAUGUUCAUGUACUCUCUCGAUGGCACCAUUGUCGCCGAUCUCGUGCCGUCCAUCGUCAACGAAUUCGAUAGCGUUCCACUGCUUCCCUGGCUUUCGGUCGGCUUCAUGGUGGGCAGUAUCGUCACUGUUCUUCCUCUGGGCAAGCUGUUCAGCAAGUAUAAUGCUAAAUGGCUGUACGUCAUCUCGGUUGUACUGUUCCUCGCAUCUUCUGCUUUGUGCGGUGCUGCUCCUACCAUGAGUGCCAUGAUCGUUGGUCGUGUCUUCCUUGGCAUGUCUGGCAAUGGCAUAUACUUCGGCAUCAUGACACUGCUUUCGGUCUGUACUGAUGACAAAGAACGACCGAUGUACCUCAGUUUGGUUGGCUUGGUCUGGGGUAUUGGUACAGUCCUUGGACCAGUCGUAGGUGGAGGCUUUGACAAAGUCAGUUGGCGCUGGGCCUUCUAUCUGAACCUCAUCAUCGGCGGCGUCUUUGCACCUGUCUAUCUCUUCAUGCUUCCAUCCUUCGAUCCCCAGCCCAAGACUGUUUCACUCUUCGGCCGAGCAAAGAAUUUUGACUUUGUGGGCGCCGCACUAUCCAUCGCGUCCAUUCUCUGCCUGGUGAUGGCUAUCAACUUCGGCAACGCCUUGUACGCAUGGAACAGCGGACAGAUCAUCUCAAUGUUCGUCCUUUCGUUCGUUCUUCUGGUCGUCUUCGCAGUGCAACAGAAAUUUGCCUGGUUCACUACCAGAACGGAGCGCAUGUUUCCCGCUCAUCUCAUCAGGAACAAGGAGGCUAACCUACUCUUCAUCUGUGCCGCUUGUGCCAACACGGCAGGCUUUUUGCCUAUCUACUACCUUCCUGUGUACUUCCAGUUCUCGCGCGGCGAUAAUGCAUUGGAGGCGGCUGUACGCCUGCUUCCUCUCAUCACCAUUCUUAGUGCCACUAUCAUUGCCAAUGGCUAUCUGAUGAGCAAGCUCGGAUACUACCAACCUUGGUACAUCGGCGGUGCUGCUCUAGCUCUGAUUGGCAAUAUCCUGGCAUCCCGUAUCAACAUCCACACCAGUGUUUCCGCCAUCUAUGGCUAUGAAGUGUUGAUCGCACUUGGUAGUGGUGCAUUCAUCCAAGCCGGCUAUGCGACAAUUCAAACUGUGGUUUCUGCUGACGAUACCUCCUAUGGAAUCGCCUACAUGAUGCUCGCACAGUUCACUGGCAUUGUUAUGGGAUUGUCUAUUGGUGGCGCCAUCUUCAUCAAUGAGGCUCUGAAAUCCCUGAAGGCUUUGUUGCCCAUGUUGCCAGAAGCUCAAUUGAGAAGUGUCAUUAGCGGUACUUCGUCUGACGCGAUCAGCAAAAUUCCUGUUGAGUUGCCUGAGCAAACUAUUUCUGCGGUUUUUGUACUGCCUUGUGUAUCUGUUCUUUAG